AUGAUUUCUCGUGCUGUUGCUAGGCCUUCUGUCGCCUCUGCGGUGUCUGCGCUCGGUGCGCGUGCUGCCCCUGUGGCUGCGUUCCACGCGAGCGCCGCUCCCCAGGCCUCGCUCCGUGAGCUGGAGACGCGCGUGAAGAGUGUCAAGAACAUCGAAAAGAUCACCAAGUCGAUGAAAAUGAUUGCCUCGACCAAGCUCAACCGCGCCCAGCGUGCCAUGAACGCCGGUGUGGCCUUUGGCCAGGCCAGCGAGGAGGUGUUCAAGCAGUCGGAGGCCAAGCCCCUUGAGGGCGGCCGCGAGCUGUUCAUCGUCGUCUCGUCCGACAAGGGUCUCUGCGGUGGUAUCCACUCGUCGGUGUCGAAGCGCACCCGUAACGAGGUGAACAAGCUCGUGAGCGAGGGCGGCGAGUCCCCGUCGGUGGUUGUGCUCGGCGAGAAGAGCAAGGGUCAGCUCGCCCGUGCCCUCCCCUCGUACCUGGCUCUGUCGUUCAACCAGGUCGGCAAGGACGUGCCCACCUACGAGGACGCGCUCGCGAUCACCUCGACCAUCCUCGAGAGCGGCCUCGAGUUCGACACGGUCAACAUUGUGUACAACAAGUACGUCUCGUCGAUCUCGUUCGAGUCGGCGAUCAUGCCUGUCUACCUGGAGAAGGCCCUCGUUGAGGCCCCCAACUUUGGCCAGUACGAGCAGGAGGAGGACGUCGUCAAGGACCUUGCUGAGUUCUCGCUGACCAACGCCAUCUUUGCCACGCUUGUCGAGGGUCACGCUACGGAGAUCAACUCGAAGCGUAACGCCAUGGACAACGCCUCGAAGAACGCUGGUGACAUGAUCACCAACCUCAACCUGCUCUACAACCGUGGUCGCCAGGCCGCGAUUACCAACGAGCUUAUCGACAUUAUUACCGGUGCCUCGUCGCUGUAA
Molecule: messenger RNA, 921 nt
Organism: Malassezia japonica
Lineage: Eukaryota; Fungi; Basidiomycota; Malasseziomycetes; Malasseziales; Malasseziaceae
Gene: ATP3
Product: atp3 gamma subunit of the F1 sector of mitochondrial F1F0 ATP synthase
Exons: 2
Coding region: 1-921 (306 amino acids)
Biological process (GO): proton motive force-driven ATP synthesis
Molecular function (GO): proton-transporting ATP synthase activity, rotational mechanism
Source: RefSeq, a predicted model, not a curated record